GCUAAUUGGCACUGUGAUGGAUUUAUAAUCAAAUUCAUUAUCAAUCCUGCCAACAUUUGAACUGGUGAGUUUGUGUGGAUGCAUCUGGAUCCGUGGAUAUAAAUUACUGGACAUGUAUGCCUUGAGGAAUAAUAUUCAAUUGAUAAAUCAAUUGAUCUAUUGAGGAGAAUAAUUUCUGGCUUAUUAGCCUAACAUAUACACCAUGUCUACCGUCGACCGCACUGCCCUGGCUCGCCCCCUGGAAUUCGAAUAUUCAGGUAAAACAGCUAAAAACAGACUCUUCAAUGCCGCCAUGGCCGAGAUGCUGGCGACUUGGGAUGAAAAGGAUCGAACGGAGUCGGGUAUUCCUACGGAGGCCUUGAUCAAUCUUUAUAGCCGCUGGGCCGAAGGAGGCUGGGGCACGAUCCUCACGGGCAACAUCCAAACCCAAUACCUGAUGCUCGGCAACCCCGGCGAAAUGUCGCUCGACCCAUCAUACCCUUUCUCAGGACCGCGCUUCGAGGCCUUUAAGCGCCUCGCCCGCGCCGGCAAAUCGCAUGGAAGCCUGAUCAUCGGCCAAAUCUCGCACAUCGGCCGCAAGGCCUCUGCAGCGCUCAUCAAAGAAGCUGUCUCGGCCUCUACACUGCCAAUGCAUAGCAACAACAGCGGGCCCAACUCGAACAAGAAGUUCACAGAGAAUGUGCGUGCUGCCACAAAAGAGGAUAUUGAGACAAUAGUAAACGGGUUUGUGCAUGCCGCCGUGUAUCUCGAGAAAGCAGGCUUUGAUGGCGUCGAACUGCACGCGGCACAUGGCUACCUCAUUGCCCAGUUUUUGUCUGGAGCGACGAAUAAACGGACAGAUGAGUAUGGUGGGUCACUGCAGAAUCGGAUGAGGUUGUUGGUUGAGAUUGGCCGGGGGAUACGCCAGAAUACGUCGCCGGGUUUUGUGCUUGGCGCAAAGUUGAAUAGUGUUGAGUUCCAAAAGGGGGGAAUCACGCCGGAUGAAGCGCAGGAGUUGUGCUGCGUGUUGCAGGGUGAAGGGCUUUGGUUUGAUUUUGUGGAAUUGAGUGGUGGGAAUGUCGAGGGACUUGUCUCGCCGGAUAAGGUAGAGACAGCAGAGAAAGAGUCGACGAGGAAUAGGGAGGCGUUCUUUCUGGACUUUGCGGAGACGAUUGUGCCCGCGAUGAAGCAGGGGGCCGGGGAGAAGCGGAAGACGAAGGUUGUUUUGACGGGGGGCAUUCGUUCCGCUAGUGGGAUUGUCAAGGCAUUGGAGGUUGUGGAUGCUGUUGCUAUGGGCAGAUCAGCCACGCAGGCGCCGUCAGCGGCGGCGCAGUUGAUAUCAGGGGAGAUCGAGGAAGUCCCGACGCCUGCGCCGCCGUUUGAUAAGGAUAUUGGCCUUGGUGUUGUUGCGUCGACUGCACAGAUUGGCUUCAUUAGUAGAGGGGAACGCCCGUUUGAUCUGGCUGAUGGGGAGGUGGCUGCUCGGUUUAUUGAGGAUUUACGUAAGAAGUGAAUGGAGAGUCUUCAUUGGACUGUUCAAAUGUUUUCAAUUUCAUCUGCUGUAUAUAUUGUAUAGACCAUGCUGUGCUGAAUUCAAAUGCAUGUGUAUUGAGGGAGAACUAUUUAGCCCUAAAACAUGGAACCAGAUGAUUUGAAUUCAUUGUCGACUUCGAAGAUUUUCCCUGAUACUAGACUGUCUGAACUUGACUGAAUAUUAAGUGGAAAUAGACUUUCAUGAACCAUGUCAUCAUGACAUUGUUGGAUUGCAG
Molecule: messenger RNA, 1748 nt
Organism: Talaromyces proteolyticus
Lineage: Eukaryota; Fungi; Ascomycota; Eurotiomycetes; Eurotiales; Trichocomaceae
Product: NADH oxidase
Exons: 2
Coding region: 203-1492 (429 amino acids)
Molecular function (GO): FMN binding; oxidoreductase activity
Source: RefSeq, a predicted model, not a curated record